UCGCCUCUUUGCACCUUUGCGUUUCUACCGACUGCCCAACGUCUUUACCGGGAGGAAGAAGCGGGUGAAAAACAAAAGCUGCUCUUUCCACGGUCCUGUCCAUUUCUGCAGACUUGUUCCGAGGCCGAGGAGCCUUUGUUGGAAGAGAUGGUGAUAUUGCUGGGCCCCCUGCUGUUGGUCUUCAUGCUGGGUCUGGGUCUGGCCCCGCUGAGCCUGGCUAAGGAUGACGACAGGUACACACACUUCCUGACCCAGCACUACGAUGCCAAUCCAAAGGGCCGGGAUGGCAGAUACUGUGAAAGCAUGAUGAAGCAACGAGGCCUGACCAGACCCUGCAAAGACGUCAACACCUUUAUUCAUGGCACAAAGAAUGAUAUCAAGGCCAUCUGUAAUGAUGAGAAUGGAGAGCCUUACAACAAUUUCAGAAGAAGCAAGUCUCCUUUCCAAAUUACCACUUGCAAGCAUAAGGGAGGGUCCAACCGGCCUCCAUGUCGGUACAGGGCCACAGCAGGGUCCAGAACCAUUGCUGUUGCCUGUGAAAAUGGCUUGCCUGUCCACUUUGAUGAGUCCUUUAUCAUUACAAGCCAGUAGCCCAGAUCUGGCUCUGCUCUUCUUUCCUUGCUUUGGAUCCCCCAGACACUCCCACAACCCCUACCCCAGCCCCCGCCACCAGCCUUCCACAGAACAGUGGUGGCAAGAUUCAUUGCCAGUGGUCUAGAAAAUAAGAUGUCUGAUCUUUCAUUUUCUGUUCUACAAUAUGUUCAAUAAAUAAAAACAUGUCUGAAAGCAGUAA
Messenger RNA from Phacochoerus africanus (Common warthog), 793 nucleotides. RefSeq names its product angiogenin (gene ANG). Bases 148 to 591 code for a protein of 147 amino acids. Gene Ontology annotation, biological process: angiogenesis; antimicrobial humoral immune response mediated by antimicrobial peptide; innate immune response. Lineage: Eukaryota; Metazoa; Chordata; Mammalia; Artiodactyla; Suidae. Gene Ontology annotation, molecular function: nucleic acid binding; RNA nuclease activity. The transcript has 2 exons. The record is from RefSeq and is a predicted model, not a curated record.